CUCAUAUCAUUGAGAAAUAUUAGACAAAUAAUUUGCUAAAAUUCAGUGAGUGUGGUGGAGAAAAACAAAACGGAGAAUAAAACGUACAUCCUUAAAAAAUAAGAAUCGACAUGGGGGAGAAAUGGGACAAAUUUCUUCUACUCAUGUGGAAGAACUGGGUCCUUCAAUACAGAAGACCCAUACAGACCCUCAUAGAAAUUCUGGCACCGGUUAUAUUUUCUGGCCUGUUGGUAAUCAUAAGAGGCCAGGCGGACCCUGAAUUAGAAAACGAGAAAAUUUAUUCGCCAUUUUGUACUUUCCCAAUCGCACUUAACCUUAAAACCGCUUCAGGAGAAUUUUUGUGUCCAAAUGUUGAUAAUAUUCCAUUACCACCAAAUAUUUCAACGUCUAUAAUGGAUGUAGUAGGAAAUUCAUCAUUAACUAUUGUCUAUUCUCCAAGUAAUUCAAUCUUUGAUUCAUCAAUGGAAUUCUUUAAAGCAGUAUUUAAAGACAAUGUGAUCGGAAUGGAAAAUGCUCGAGAACUUCAAACAAUUGCAAUGAAUUCGAACGCUACAUAUAUUGGUAUAGAAUUUCCUGAUAAAUAUAGCGGAAAUUUAGAUUGGACCAGCGUGCAAGAUUUAAGUAUAUCAGUAAGAUUUCCCGCGGAACUUGUCUUUCCAAUGGACACUAUUUCUAAAAACUGGCUGACCAAUUUAGUGUAUCCCAUUUUUCAAACUGCGGGUCCUAGAAGUCCAUACAAUGAUACAGGAGCAGGUCCAAGUUAUUACAAAGAGCAGUUUUUAUUUGUUCAACAUUUGGUGACAACUUCUAUAAUUCUUUCCAAAAACGGGGUGACUGAUAUUAUUGACGCUAUACCAUGGUUACUUGACAACCAGUUUCCUUGGAUUCAAAUGAGAAGGUUUCCGUAUGCCUCUUGGUAUUCGGAUACCUUGCUAACAGCCAUAGAAGGCUUGCUUGGAAUGAUAAUAAUGCUCAGUUUCGUAUACACUUGCAUAAAUACCGUUAAAGCUAUUACAAUGGAGAAAGAAAAACAAUUAAAGGAAUCUAUGAAAAUCAUGGGAUUGCCGAACUGGUUACAUUGGACUGCAUGGUUUAUUAAAUGUUUCAUUUAUUUAUUAAUAUCCAUAGUAUUAGUGGUAGCAUUACUAAAAAUUAAGUUUUAUGGAUCUGAUUAUACUGUUUUUACAUACGCUAGUACGACAGUACUUUUCGUAUUCUUCGUGUUAUACGCUAUUUCAACUAUUACUUUUUGUUUUGCACUCAGCGUUUUUUUCUCAAAAGCCAAUACUGCUGCAACCAUGGCCGGUCUUUGUUGGUUCUUAUCUUAUGGACCUUUCCUGUUCAUGCAAAAUAAUUAUGCAGGAUUGUCUUUAGCAGCUAAAAUGUUUUCUAGUCUAGCAACAAACACAGCAAUGGCAUUUGGAUUUCAAGUGGUUCUUAUGUACGAGGGAACUGGAGAGGGUAUCGCUUGGGAUAACCUUUUUACGCCAAAUACACCAGAUGAUAAUUUGACUCUAGGUCAUAUAUGGAUUAUGUUAAUUAUUAAUAGCAUUUUAUAUUUAUUUAUCGCUUUGUAUGUAGAGUCAGUAUUUCCAGGAGAGUAUGGAGUACCGCAGAAGUGGAAUUAUUUGUUCACUAAGUCCUACUGGUAUGGCGAAACUAGAAGAACAGAUGACAAAGAGGGCUUGGAAUUGCCCAACCAAAGCGAAUUCUUUGAACCAGAACCGAAAGGUUUAAAAGUAGGAAUCAAAAUUAACAAUCUUAAAAAGGUGUUCGGUACCAAAACAGCCGUACGAAACUUAUCACUUAACAUGUACGAAGACCAAAUAACGGUGCUGUUGGGUCAUAAUGGCGCCGGAAAAACCACUACAAUGUCAAUGUUAACAGGAAUGAUAACACCUACGUCUGGUACAGCAAAAAUAAACGGGUACGACAUAAAAACCGAGAUGUCCACCGUCAGAAACAGCCUCGGAUUGUGUCCUCAGCACAAUAUCAUCUUCGACGACCUCACCGUCGCCGAACAUUUGUAUUUCUUUAGCAAACUAAAAGGAUUGACGAAGAAAGAAAUAGGCACUGAAAUUGAUAACUACGUUAAGCUGUUGGAUCUCGAACCAAAAAGGAACGCCAAAUCAAGCACCCUAUCUGGUGGCAUGAAGCGAAAGCUGUGUGUAGGCAUAGCGCUUUGCGGUAAAUCCAAAGUUAUUAUGUUGGAUGAACCCACAGCUGGUAUGGAUCCGUCAGCUAGGAGGGUUCUUUGGGAACUUCUACAGAAACAGAAAGAAGGUCGUACCAUGUUACUAACGACUCACUUCAUGGACGAAGCUGAUCUUCUUGGUGACAGAAUCGCUAUUAUGGCUGGAGGUGAGGUGCAGUGUAGCGGUUCCAGCUUCUUUCUCAAGAAAAAAUACGGAGCAGGUUAUAAUCUCGUUAUGGAUAAAACCAGAGAAUGUGACCCCAAUAAAGUGACCGAACUUUUGCAAAAAUUCAUUCCAGAAAUCGAAAUUCACAGUAACGUGGGCAGUGAGUUAACUUACCAGUUAACCGAAAACCAUGCUGUAGUUUUUGAGGCGCUUCUUAAACAGCUCGAGCUUCAAUCUGAGUCGUUGGGGAUCCGAAGUUACGGCAUUUCUUUGACCACCUUAGAAGAAGUGUUUAUGAAAGUUGGAGCCGAUCAUGGUCAAGAAGAAGAAUACAAUGAAAGAGAAAAUAAAACUAUAAAGGAAAAAGUUACGAUUGACAAUAAUUAUGAUAAAUCUUCAGUUUCUCUAGGCCCAACCUAUACGGGCGGUGCUAAACUUAUACAAAACCAAUUUAUGGCAAUGCUAUUAAAGAAAAUCCUAAGCUCGGUACGUUCAUGGAUUCUUCUACUUAUCCAAAUUUGUAUACCGAUGAUACAGAUGAUCAUAGUUUUGAGCGUACCGAAUGCAAGUUUAAAUAGCGAAGGCUUACCACCGAUGCCUUUAGAUUUGAGCAAGUUCGAGAACCCUAUAACUUUAGUGGAACCAGGAUCAAAUACGUUCGUUUAUCAUAAUUAUUAUAAUAAAGUUUUGAAUGGGUAUGGAUUAAGUGCAACGGACAAUCAGAAUUUGACUGAUACUAUGCUCACUUUGACGAGAACAAAUGCAAACAGGGUCAGACGACUUUACAUAGUUGGCGCUUCUUUCGACGAAUUAUCACUAAGUGAUAUAGAAAUUCCAAAUAUGACACUUCCAAGUAUCAUACUUCCAAAAAUCACGGCUUGGUUUAACAACGACCCCUACCAUUCGCCAGGAAUAUCUCUAAGUUUCGUCUUGUCAGCGGUUUACAAAAAUUUGAUGGGCUGUCCGAACUGUAACUUAGAAUUCAUAAAUAAACCUCUACCAAACAAAGCUGAAACCCAAAUAAAUCAAAUCAACAGCGGUCAAACUCAAGGCUUCCAAAUUGCCUUCAACAUCUGCUUCAGCAUGGCUUUCGUAUCAUCGUUGUACGUCAUAUUUCUCGUCAGAGAAAACGUUUCCAAAUCCAAGCAUCUUCAGUUCGUUUCUGGAGUAAAGGUCUACAUAUUUUGGUUCGUCCACGUCAUAUGGGAUAUGAUAACAUAUUUUAUUACCGUUAUUGUGUUAAUAAUCACCAUGGCUUGUUUUCAACAGGAUGGAUUUAAGACAGCUGAACAAUUAGGUAUAGUUUGUCUUGUUUUGGCAUUCUUUGGAUGGGCUGUUAUGCCUUUGGUAUAUUUGGCAUCAUUUUAUUUUGCAGUACCUUCCACCGGAUACACCAGGUUGACACUACUUAGUAUAUUUACAGGAAGUGUAGCAUACUUGAUAGUUACAAUUCUGGGUAUCCCGACAUUGGACUUGACUUAUAUCGCGGACGCGCUCCACUGGCCGUUCCUAUGGUUCCCGCACUAUGCCCUAGCAUCGGCAAUUAACAAUUACUAUACAAAAUACCAGAUAAACAAUGUUUGUGACAAUUACUACACACCAUACUUGGAAAAGUGCAUAAAAACAUCGACUUACACUGAAUGUGUGGCAAGAUUUGGGGACUUGGCGACAACUUGUGAAGGUGCCAAUAGGAACUAUUUUACUUGGGAAUCCCCCGGGAUGGGCAAGAACAUGUUCUUCUCCUUCCUAUCCGGCGUAAUUUUCUUCUCCGUUCUUCUGGUCGUCGAAUAUAAACUACUCGCAAGAGUUGUAUACUUUUUCGAUCAAAAAUUACACCCGAGAUAUCCGGUGGACCAAGAAAACGAAGACGACGAUGUCACUAAAGAGAAAGAUAUAAUCAGAAAUGCCAAUGAAUCGGAUUUACAGUCUAAGUACACUUUGGUGGUGAGAGAUUUAACGAAAUAUUAUAAGAAAUUUUUAGCCGUCAACGGUUUGUCUAUGGGUAUCGGGAAGUAUGAAUGCUUCGGGUUACUGGGAGUGAAUGGAGCUGGAAAAACUACCACGUUUAAAAUGAUGAGCGGUGACGAGAGGAUUUCUUAUGGAGAUGGUUGGGUAAGCGGAAAAAGUAUAAAGACGCAACUCAAGCAAGUGCAACGCAACAUUGGAUACUGUCCACAAUUCGAUGCCCUUCUAGACGAUAUGACGGCCAAAGAAUCUAUCAUCAUGUACUGUUUGCUGAGAGGCAUAGAACUAAAGCGAACUUAUAGAAUUGCCGAUCACUUAUCGAAGGAGUUCGAUUUCCACAGACAUCUGAACAAGAAAGUAAAAGAAUUGAGCGGAGGGAACAAGAGAAAAUUGAGUACUGUCCUGUCUUUGAUCGGGGACCCACCUGUUAUAUUUUUAGAUGAGCCGACUACAGGAAUGGACCCAGCCACUAAGCGUUACCUAUGGGACUCAUUGUGUAAGGUACGAGACAGCGGUAAAACCAUAGUCCUAACUUCUCACAGCAUGGAAGAAUGUGAAGCCCUUUGUACCAGAAUCGCUAUUAUGGUCAACGGUAACUUCAAAUGUCUGGGCUCCACCCAGCACCUCAAAAACAAGUUUGCAGAAGGCUACACGUUGACUAUAAAAGUCAAAAAAUUGCCAGAAAGUGCAGGAGAACAUCAUUCGGACACUGAACAGAUUGAAAACUUUAUCCGAGAAAAUUUCCCAGGAGCUCAUUUGAGGGAAAGACAUCAAGAGUUGUUAAAUUACUAUAUCGUUGACAAAUCGAAACCUUGGUCAACUAUGUUUGGUAUUUUAGAACGUGGAAAGAGGAGAAGUGAUUUAAAUAUUGAGGAUUAUUCUUUGGGACAAAGCAGUCUUGAACAGGUAUUCUUGACAUUCGCAAAGCACCAAGUUGAAGAAGAUUGAAGUGUGUUACAUCUUGAAAAUAUCCAAAGAUCCUGAAGAGAGUUGGAGAAAUGGGAAAAAAUUGGUUUAAUUUUAAUAAGUAAAUCCAUGUACAGUGUGUUCCAAAUGUAUUUCGACAAAGUUAUGGAGUUUCAUUUAAAAAUGUUAAUUGAUAUUUUACUGAAAUAAACGAAAUAUAUUUCAUUUUAUAAUUCUUAAUCUAUUAAAGUUACUGGUUACACUUAAACUACUCAUAGAAUCAUAACAAUACAGAAGAACGUUUAAGUGCUAACUGAAUUAAUAAAAAAAUAAUUGGCGUAUCAUAUAAUUACAUAUAAGUACAAAAAUUUUCGCAGAGUUGCCAGUGCUCAAUUUUAAGAAGAUACACUUUUUUGCUUGCUUGUUCAUUGUAUGUAUACCUACCAAUUUAACAAAAAUAAAAAAGUGAAAUAAGUGAAAUUACAUUAUAUCAUUAAGAUCUUAACUUCCUAAGUUUGUCAAAUUACUUUGUAUAUACAAAAUUAUAACUCCAUGUUUUAUAUAUUUUUUAAAUUAUUUUAUGUUAAUAUAUUAUUUGUAAAACAAAAGUGAGUUUAAUAUAAUUAACCUAAUGCAUUGCAUUGCAUUGACAGAAAAAUGUUAGCUGCAGAGCUGUUUCGGUUGAUCAUGGAAAAUAUUAGAGAUCUGUGUGCCAUGCACUUGCUUUUGUGUCACAUUGUACGAUAAUAUAAAAAUACAGAGAUAAUCAAUAAAGAUCUUUAUUUUCUAAUACAAAAAAUCAAUAAUUUAUCUAUUUAAUUAAGGAGUUGAAAGAAAACUGGUAAUAAAAAGCCUAAGUUGUUUAUUAUUCUCACUCAAUACUGGC
Messenger RNA from Psylliodes chrysocephalus, 6117 nucleotides. The record is from the annotation of a GenBank genome assembly. NCBI's taxonomy places the organism in Eukaryota, Metazoa, Arthropoda, Insecta, Coleoptera, Chrysomelidae.